AUGAGCCACUCACGUAUAUCAAAGCGCGCAUACGUAGUUGCUUUAAAACGCUAUCUAGCCCAAAACCACCGCCGCUACACCACCAUCCGGCCUCCACGUCCUCGUCCUCCUUCUCGUCUCCUUCGUUGGCGUCCCAGGUCAAUGGCUGUGGACAUUCCACCCCUCGAUGUCCGCAUGGACAUCGACCAGCCUCAUGAACUAGAGGCGGUGGAAUGUCCACCAGCCCCGGGAUCCACCAACCAGCCAGAGGCAAUGGACAUUUGUCCACCCUCCCCACCUCGCCGAAGCCGUUGGGAAUGUUCUCCUCGUUCUCUCUCUCCCUCUGCUGUUGCGCGAGGACGUUUGGCUUUGGCUUCGCCUUCUCCGCCUUCUUCGCCUCGACGAAGCCGUUGGGAAUGUUCGUCUCCUCGUUCUCCCUCCCCUUCUGCUGUUGCACGAGGACGUUUAGCUUUGGCUUCGCCUUCUCCGCCUUCUCCGCCUCGACGAAGCCGUUGGGAAUGUUCGUCUCCUCGUUCACUCACUCCUUCUGCUGUUGUGCGAGGACGUUUGGCGUCGCCUUCUCCUUCUUCUUCUCCCGUUCGCUUGGCCACGCCUUCACCAGUGCGUUCGGCCUCGCCUUCUUCUUUUACUGUUGCGUCUUGCGGUGUGUCUUCUCCCGCUAUUUAUGUAUCCUGCGGUGUGUCUUCUCCCGCUAUUUCUGUAUCCUGCGGUGUGUCUUCUCCCGCUAUUUCUGUACCUUGCGGUGUGUCUUCUCCCGCACUUUCUGUAUCCUGCGGUGUGUCUUCUCCCGCCAUUUCAGUACCCUACGGUGUGUCUUCUCCCACCAUUUCUGUACCCUGCGGUGUGUCUUCUCCCGCCAUUUCUGUGCCCUGCGAUGAGUCUUUUCCCGCUUCUUCUUCUGCACCUUGUGGUGUGUGGUCGUCUUCCCAAGCCACUUUGGCUGCUGUUCCUUUGCGGCCUUCCUCUUCUCCGGUUUUGUCGGCUGCUGCUUUGCCUUUGGCAUCUUUGCCUGCUUCUCGUGAGGCUUCUCCUCCUGCUGCUGGACUUUCUCGCUGGAAGGGUAAGGCAGUCGAUCGCGAGACUGCACCUUUUGCAGCUUUGGCGUGCGCUUCUUCCUCUCCUGGCUCUUCGCUGCCAGGAACUCCCGGUUCGUCAGGCAAACUUCCUGAGAGGCCCACUCUCAGGAAGAUCGCGAUGCCCACUGGUCGCUUUGCCUUUCGUUCGCGGGAGUUCACCUUCUGCCAAGCUUCGUCUUCCACUUCGAGGUUCCGUUCUCCUUCUCCGGCUCCUGCUUCCCGUUCUUGGUGCAGGAGCCGCUCUCCUUCGCCAUCGGCGCGCUGUCGUCGAGUUCGUCGCCGGGUGGCGGUGCCAACGCAACCUGCUGGCUCAGAGUUGCAGCCCGCCACCCCCACCAUUCCUUCUUCUCGUUCCUCGCUGGAUCCUUCCGUUCUUUUGCCUUUGGUGGCUUCUAAAGCCACCACCACCACGAUGACUGUAUGGCAGCAUUGUGGUCCCGCGAGCUCAUCGUCGCGGGAUAGUACUCCUCCCAUGGCAUCGCGAGACGGGACCAUUUCCCCAUUGGAGCUUGAGGCCAACCUCAGCCCAGUAAAUGGUCCUGUCUGUGUGCUGGUCGACGACGUUGAAGACGACGUCGACACACUCCAGCCCUUGGAUGAUUUCCAAGUGCUGGAGGAUGCCAGCUCUCAGCCUGGUUCCCCAAGGGCUGAGAGGGAGGAGCAAAACCUCCGAACGCCGUUUGCCGUCCUUGAGGAGCGCGCUCCCUCGGACGGAUAUUCAAGCGACGAUUCGGAGGUUGUUGCCGAUUUUAAAAAAAGAGAAAACAAAAAAAAAUCCAGUGCCUCUGUUCUCUUCUGUGUUUCUGUUCUCUGGGCUUUCGUUUAUGCCCCAAAAAACGCUGUCUUGUUGGGUCCUAUCAUUGUCCUUCGGGAUAAGAGCUCCUCUUCGGCACUUUGCCGACUGUGCUCUUGGGCCAAUUUGGCCCGCAGACCUCAUGUCAUAGGCUGGGUGGGUUGGGACAUGAGGUUUCCUCUCCAACAAUCUUUGGAGAAAGCCGGCGCCGUUGGAGAAGGGACGGCCCUUGGAUGCUGCAUACCAGAUCUUAACCUCACUGAGCCUGACUGCCGUGCCAAUUAUCGGUUGGCUCUUCAAGCGCAUCUUUCAAGCUUGGCAACGUCGAUGCAUAUAAUUUUGGCUGUCUUCUUGCACCUUGGGAAAGUACAAGAAGCCAGAGCCAAGAAACAUCAAAUAUAA
This is a messenger RNA of Umbelopsis ramanniana AG, 2271 nucleotides long. RefSeq lists its product as uncharacterized. The record is from RefSeq and is a predicted model, not a curated record. Lineage: Eukaryota; Fungi; Mucoromycota; Umbelopsidomycetes; Umbelopsidales; Umbelopsidaceae. Bases 1 to 2271 code for a protein of 756 amino acids. The transcript has 7 exons.